GAAACAUCGCCGCGUGCGGACGUUUGGUUACAAAGUCUCGUGUCGUUUUCGAAAUAAUUGUGUUAUGUGCAUGACGCUCAAGGACUGGCUACAGAGAUUAUGUUUUAUCUUCUAAGAUAAAAACGUAUAAAAAUAUAUCUCAGUAAGAUAACAUUAAAAAAUGACAACGGAUCGGAUAGAAUUAACUAGUUAACGGUUAGCAAAAAACGUUUAAAGAUAAUUAAUUAAGAAAUUAAAAUAUUAAAUCACAAACAAUUCAACAUGGCGUCUGAAGAUGUGCGGAAACGUAGUUCGGUUCCUAACGGUAUAGAAAUGGGGGUUACCGAGAAAAAAGAAAAUGGCGUUGGAGACAUCACACAUGAGAUAUUAGACUACGAGCCCAAUGGUUGGUUCGAGGUGACACUAUCAAAGACAAGCAAUUCAUUAGACGGUUUUGUCAAGAAGAACAGUGCAGCUAUGAAGACGAUCGCGAUUUUCAUAUUAAACGGUCUUGUAAUAGGAUUCUUUUUCGCCUGCAUGUAUUAUUGGAUGAAUUAUAGUGCUGAUCCACUUGAGCUUUGCUACGGUUUUGGAAGUCUCAUUGCCUUUUUGAGUAUAAUCUAUUUCUUCAUCAUAUACUUCUUGGUGGUGAAGAAGUUCUUCGGGCAGUGGUUUGAAAGGACAGUAUGGACGAAAGUGGACAGAAUUUCAUCACAUCUAUGGAAAAUUAUAAUAUUCCGAUGGGUCUUCUGCAUAGCGAUCUUGGCUGCUAUAGCAUUCUUUUUGUACUGGGAUACCAAAGACGCGCCUGAGAGACUGAUUUCGUUAAUUGGAUUAUGUCUUUUACUAAUCAUGGGGUUCGUAUUCUCAAAGCAUCCCGGUCGAAUAAACUGGCGCAGUGUUAGUAUAGGACUACUGAUACAGUUCCUGUUCGGUGUGAUCUUCAUCAGAUGGAACACGGGACGGUAUGCCUUGCAGUGCUUCUCAAAUAAGGUGGCAACAUUUCUCUCGUAUGGUGUGGAAGGUGCUGGUUUCGUGUUUGGCGAUUUACUCGUUAGAAAAGAACAAGUGUUUGCAUUUAGUACUCUACCAGUAAUUUUCUUCUUCAGCAUGUUGGUUGAAGUGUUGUUCUUUUGGGGAGCAUUGCAGUGGUUCUGCCUCAAGCUUGGACGGCUUCUGCAAGUAGCUACCGCUACCACCGUCUGCGAGAGCGUUAUUGCCGUCGGCAAUGUAUUUCUUGGAAUGACGGAAUCGAUUCUUCUGAUAAAGCCUUAUCUACCAAUUCUGACAGCAUCCGAGCUCCAUGUUGUAAUGUCCUCUGGUUUUGCAACUGUUUCUGGCACGAUACUGGCCGCGUACAUCGGUUUCGGAGCGGAGCCCGCGCACCUCGUCACCGCCAGCGUCAUGUCAGCUCCCGCUGCAAUCUGCUUCGCGAAGCUGCUUCUCCCUGAGACAAAGCGCUCGCUCACCACCGUGGAGAAUAUACAACCCAUUGAGAUAAAAGACAAGUCGGCGCUGUCGGCGGCGACGCGCGGCGCGGCGGCGGGCACGGCGCUCGUGCUGAACAUCGUCGCCAACCUCGUCGCCUUCGUGUCCUUCAUCGCCUUCGUCAACGGCGUGCUCGGGUACUGCGGCGGGCUGCUCGGCAACCCCGAUAUUAACCUGGAGUGGAUAUUCGGAAAGAUAUUCAUACCGUUGUCCUGGAUGAUGGGAGUGCCCUGGGAAGAAUGCGAGCUAGUUGGCUCUUUGAUCGGCUUGAAAACGGUUGUGAACGAAUUCGUGGCGUACCAGAGGAUGGGGGAAAUGAAAGAAGCUGGAUUAUUAUCUCCUCGCGCUGAGUUGAUCGCUACUUACGCCCUCUGCGGUUUCACCAAUCCCUCCUCAGCGGGUAUUCUGAUUGGAGCGAUAUCUGCUAUGGCCCCCAACCAGACGGAGACCUUGUCUAGCAUGGCGGUGCGAGCGUUUUUCGCUGGAUGCGGUAUUUGCUUCAUGACGGCAUGUAUAGCAGGAAUCCUGAUGCCAGUUGGCUCUUUCGGAUAAUCAGCUGUGAAUAGAAAAAACUAUUUAUCAAGAAACGUUUUCGUAAUCUGAACUAACUUUGAACACUUAUAAGUUUGUAAUAAGUAUUGUGUAAAUUUAAGAUAUAAUGAUAUAUUGUGAUAACCUAAAUCAUAUCGAUAUCAUUUUUUAUUAUAAUUAACAAGUUUAUUUAUUUAACAAUAAUUUAUAAUCACAUAUUUAAAUAAAUAAGAAUAAAUAAAUUUACAACAUUUAUUUUUUAUUUAAUUAAAUAUUUAUUAAUACAUUAAAGCCUUAAAUAUAUAGAAAUAAAAAUUAAAAAUAGUUACUGUACAGAUCAUGACUGCGUGGAAUGGCGGCAAGAAUGUUAGCAGCCUUUCACUUUUGAAUCGCAAUUCCGAUCCUCUGGGCGAAGUAUGAAUAAACAAAACUAUAUAUGAAAUAUAUAUAUUUAUAUCAAAUUGUUAUUCAUAUUUAUAUAAAGCUUAUUAAUUAUAAGAUCAUAUGCUCAUCAGAUCAUAUGCAUAGCUUAUCAAUUAUAAAAUACAUGUACAUAAUUAUAAAAAUUAUAACACUUAAAGGAUGCACGCAUCUAAAUCGAAAUGGCGUAACACCAAAGGCAGUUCAAAGAUUAUUCCCUUGUAAAAAUUUCCUUCGUAUCUCAUUCGUGAAAUGGUCCAAAUGUUCAAACAUGUACAAAUAUUCUAAAGCGUUUUAUGACAAAACUAAAAAUAACUUAAAUAGUAGGUUAUUAUAUAAUGAAAUCUAU
Nymphalis io (European peacock) is the source of this 2767-nucleotide messenger RNA. Its product is annotated as solute carrier family 28 member 3-like. Gene Ontology annotation, biological process: nucleoside transmembrane transport. The record is from RefSeq and is a predicted model, not a curated record. NCBI's taxonomy places the organism in Eukaryota, Metazoa, Arthropoda, Insecta, Lepidoptera, Nymphalidae. Gene Ontology annotation, cellular component: membrane. The transcript is spliced from 16 exons. The coding region runs from base 262 to 2019 and encodes 585 amino acids. Gene Ontology annotation, molecular function: nucleoside:sodium symporter activity.